Messenger RNA from Sphaeramia orbicularis (orbiculate cardinalfish), 741 nucleotides. It is a transcript of the gene plekhb1, whose product is annotated as pleckstrin homology domain containing B1. Lineage: Eukaryota; Metazoa; Chordata; Actinopteri; Kurtiformes; Apogonidae. Bases 94 to 651 code for a protein of 185 amino acids. Gene Ontology annotation, cellular component: membrane. Gene Ontology annotation, biological process: regulation of cell differentiation. The transcript is spliced from 6 exons. The record is from RefSeq and is a predicted model, not a curated record.
AGCCCCAGGGAGCUGAGAACACAUUCAACACCAACGUUUAUUCAACUGUGAACCUUCAUUCAGUGGAUUCAACUGGGACCAAAGCAGCACAGGAUGGCCCUGCUGAGGUCUGGAUGGUUAUGGAGGCAGACUUCCAUCUUCAGGCGUUGGAAGUUGAACUGGUGCGAUCUGUGGAUCGACGGCAGCCUCUGCUUCUAUAAAACUGAGCGCAGACGAGAGCUGGAGCAUCGCAUCAGCCUGAAGACCGGAUGUGUGGACGUCAGGUCAGGCCUGGAGUGUGGAGAUGUGAGUCCACCAGAGACCAACCCCAGAGAGAACCUGAUCGUGGUCCAGCUCAGAGACGGGUCCACUGUGAACCUGUGUGCCAACAGUGAGGACGAGUCCAUAGCGUGGAAACUGACCCUGUUGGAGACCAGAAGGAACCCGGUUUUCUCAUAUGAUCCAUACGAUGACUCCUACCAGGCCGUCCCCAUCAGCAGUUACCGCACCGUCUACAUCACCCCUGGAGCUGGACCAGGUACCCAUCAGGUGGUGGUCCACAGAGACCCCUACGAUGACCUGGCUGAGAGCGUGGUCCUGGGUCUGGUGGCCGGUAUGACGGCCGGGGUGGCCAUGAGGUCCUUCCUGUGGAUGCCCUUCUUCUUCUGCUGAGCUGGAGCCACAUCAGCCAAACUGACGCCCACAUAGAACCGCUUCAUCUGACACUGUUCUGAAAACAAAGGGUCCACCGUGUUCUUCUGC